AAGGUGGUCCUAUUUCAUACGAUACUGGUUCCAACGAUUCGGCUCGUGGAAGUGACGUACACUGGUCGUAGGGAGAAAAUAUCGACGAGCUAUAGCAAGCUUUAAAAUAGCCAUUUUCAAGAUAUUGAUUACUGUUAGCUGUUGUUGCUAUCACUGGUAUUGCGGCUUUCGACCGAGGAAAAGAGUGAAGUGUAUGUGUGUGAUUUCUUUGCGUGUAAACGAUGGGUCCUGAUAACACAACAUGUCACUGCCAGGAGCUGAUCACAUCAUCCACCGAUAGUCGUCCCCACUGGUGAACUCAACUUGUUUCGCAGUUUCCAGGACGACCGACCGAAGUGAUUUGCGUAUUGGCGCCUUACCAGCAGCCUACUUUGGUGUGCGCAGAGAAACUUUCGUUGAGACAGUACUAGUGACCGAAUAAGAAAAUGGGUUCCGUCGAAUGUCCCGUUUGCACGCUAUAUCUCCGGGCCGAUAUGAGCCUGGAGGAACAUUUGGAGACACAUCCAACGGAUAAGGUCAUCAAAGCUUUGGUGGCGAUGGCUACAAAGAAUUCAUCCUCGCCAGCUCAUGCACCACAAUCAUCUCCCGUUGUCUCGGUAGUUCCAGCGAGCAACACAGCAACUGCGUUGGAAUUCACUUCGAUACCGGGAUGUAGCUCACGUUCUCAAACACCACCGAAUGCACUCAUGUACCAUUCCAGCGGAUACGAAUCGAUAAAACAGACAGCUCCUCGGCAACCGCCACCCCCACCACCUCCAGCACCGAUGGUUACCAACGCGGUCCCUACUGCAAUAACCGUUGUGAAGACUUCAGAUGUUGGCUACCCGAUCAACAACGUCAUGAUCGUUAAAAGUUGUAGUACCAAAUUCCUUCAACAGAUGGCCUCGGGUAGUGGCAACCCUGUUGGAGCAGGAAACAGUCUGUCGUCAGCUACAUACGCUGCUGCUCCAAUUAGUGGCAAAGGAAUGUUCAUCGAAUCAGAACGAGGAGGUUCCAGCGAAAAUAAAACUGCAUCCAUUACCGUUCGUCGACAGCUUGCCCCCUCCCUUUAUCCACGAUACACGAAUGAGCUCUAUUCUGGCCCACCCCCACCGUACAGUACAGCAAUAUCCUCUACAAUAUCUACCGGAACCCAGCUGCAGCAAUCGUCAAUCACAGAAUAUGGCUCCAAGUACGAACAGAAACAGCUUAAUCAUUUACAACCAUCUUUCUACGUUAGUGCGCCGUCAGCAAAACAGCAUACAAUGCAAACUGCUCCGACGAUUACAAUAUCCCAGCAACAGCAAUUCUAUCAAACGCAUCAACCUCCGCCACCACCACCUUCAAUGUUGAAUCAACCAUCAGUCGGUAUCCAUCAACAGCAUCAGCAAUUCCAAGCAUCGACCUCCAGUUUCAGGACACACAAUUUUCUGCAAGCUCAGUAUACGGAAAAAGAAGAUGGAAACUUUCUGGUCACUGAGAAUCCGAAGAAAAUUGUCGAAUAUACGGAGAAUGAUGAAGGAGACUUCAUGGUGAUUGAGAAAAUCAUCAAAUCACCACCAAGAGUUGUGCAAUUUGGUGAUCCAACAGCUAAAGAAGAACCACAACCUCCGGACGAAGAGAGUCAAGAACAACAGGAAGAAGAGAAGGUCGACGAGGAAGAAUAUGAGAUGGAAAUCGAUGAGGAGGAAUCGUACGAGGAGGGACAGACUAACAAUGAACAGACGGAGCAACCGAACACCAUAGAAAUAGUGGAGGAUGACGAUGGCUCUUUCAACGAUAAUCGGAGUCGCUUCAACUUCAAGGACAUGCCAAAACCGAUGCUCAUCGGUAGUAUUGGAAGUGGCAAAAACUGCAAUAAAUUCAACUUUAUUGUUGAAGCAUCUCCCUUAAGUUCUGGUCAUUCCUCAAACAAUUACUACACACCCAAAAGGAAACCUGCCAGUGGUUUGAAAGUACUGAGCAACGUUAAAGUUACUACUGAUUUGUCUCAAGGCAUUAAAGAUAUUAUCCUCAACUUGAAUUGUAAAAGCAAAACCGCAAGUGUUGCAGGAAGCAGCGGGCAUCACGUCAGUGUGGACGGAAUCAAUACGUCCCGCAUUGCGGGGGUGAAGCCAGCGGCGGUAGUUAAUAACAAUUGCCAAAACGAGCUUAUCAUAAAUUCCGGAAGUAAUAUGCCACCGAUUGAUCUCACUAAUGUAAACGACAUAGAAAUCAUUAACGAAGACGAAGAGGAUAUUCGUGCUGGUGAAGACGAAGAGUGCUACAUUGGAUCAAUGGAAGUUAAAGCAUCCAACUCUGAGCGUGAUUCGUUCAGUCAAGAAACGGUAGAGGCGUGUGCAUCUCCCACAGGUUCAGGCCUACGUAUGACCCCGACACCAUCGGUAAUUACCAGUGUCAUCCGUAUGACACCUCACACAUCUCCGGUAGUCGUUUCCUCAGCACCGUCUCCACCGAUGCAACCAACUGAACCUCCCGCAGUACAAGUCGCCGAAUCACAAGAUUCAGAUAUGCCACCAACAACUGCGACUUCUUCGUUUGAAUGCUGCUCCUCCGCUGAUGCAAGUGGAAAACCAAGUGGAUCACCGGUGCAACCUAAGAAAAUAUCAACACAUCAGCAGCCACACGCCUAUACAACGGGGCCUCUUUUCAACAAACAACCAAAAAAACUCACCGUCAAACUGAAAACACCACUUCCGCCAGUGUCACCGAAAACACCACCGCUAAUUCCAACACGUCAAACAGAUGAGUCCACUGUUCCGAUGAUUGUACCGAAGAUCGAACGCUUCUCAUACGAUCCCGUAGAAAACCAUCCGCCAGUACAAUCAAAGUCAGAAUCUUCAGAUCUUAUCAGCGCUCCUGGCGAUGAUGACAGCCCAUCGUCGUCGUUGGAACAGCACGAGGAUAACAAUGAAAACAAGUUUUCUACUAUAAGCAACAAAUUAGUGCAAUCUCAGGUUUCACUCAGCUCGUCGUUCAUCGGCGAAUCAGCCACAGAUAUUUCAACCGAAACCAUAACGACGACUACGUUAAUCACGACCAAGGUUGAACAGGAUUCCCAACUUUCCGAAACGAUCAUCUUUACGCAGUCAUCGUCACGCUGCAGCAGUAAUGGACCCCCAUCGGUAGCGCCUAAUUACGACGAAUGUGACAACAAACCAUCAGUUAACCCAUCAUCAUCAUCAUCACAUUCACCGCAUGAAGUUACUCAAUGCGAUGCUGAUGAGGAAAUUGAAUGCUAUAAAAUCACCUUCAUCGAUGACGAAGUAGCGGCGACCUCGGAUAGCCAACCGAAGUCCGAAACGAGCGAUGCGGUCGCUGCACAUGAGGUCGUAGCUCAAAGUUCUGACUGUAGUAACGAUAGUGGCGAAACCAAACCGAAACUGGUGAAAGAUGAAAAAGUGGAUGGAGUUGAUGUUUAUUCCAUGUCUAACUACAGUGGCUCACAAAUAGAGCAAACGGCGAAUUCUGCUUCUCCUUCUUCUUCGCCAAACUCCGAUCAACCGGAUUCUAUUUUGAAAAAUUGUAUCAAAAUUGAAAAAGUGGAAAAGAUUGAUAAGAGAGCACUGGAAGAGUUGGUAGCGAACGCCACUAUAAGUGGGAGGAAGAUAGACUAUAAAGUUGCAAAAAUUGAACCAUCUGCCACUGUUACGUCGGCUUCUGCGUGCGACUAUCAGAAAGAUCAAAAGGAUCUUCUAGAGGCUGGACCUUCGAGCGCGUUGAACAAUGUUAACAGUCGCAGCAGCGGUGGAAAUGGUAAUGCUCGACCGGAAACUUCGGGACCUACUUUUCUGGAGUAUAGUGUUGAAUAUGACGAUUACGUUCCGGUCGCAAGCUACGGUUUGCCACCGGAACAAAUUCCUCUUUCGUGGGUGCAAAAGUUUAGCCCCCAGUAUACACCGUUCGACGAUCAGAAUUCCUACAUGGAUCUGGAUAUGUGCAGCAAUAAAACUAAUUCCAACAGUGCUGGAGGGAGUAGCGCAACCUGCGCUAGCGGUAGCGGAAGUUUAGCGAGUCGCAUCGAUACCAGCCUGGACCGGGCUCCGUCGGCGGAGAGCUUGAACAUUAGAACUGAUGAAAAAAUGCCUGCCAAGGGGGAAAUAUCCGAGCAGGAGAGCAACGGAGAUAUGGAGUUGUCGUGGAACAGGCUGUAUCCGGUCCACGAAAACAUCCCUAUCUACCCAAGUUCGUACGACCUCUCGACGGCACAGGAGUGCUGGAAUCUGAGCAAUCGCAACCACUCCGGAAGUCACAAUACCAGCAGCAACAGUAGCAAUAACAAUAGUACAGGAGCCCAAGCAGGCACCAGUACUGUCAGCGGAGCGCAUCAGGAUCGAAAUGCAUCACACCACCCAUAUCAUCAUAUUUAUCAUCCUUCCCAGGGAAUUAAUUUCCAAUUCCCCCAGCACGAUCAACAUCGACACGCUGGAGACAACGGUGACGAUCAAGUGGAUGACAAGUCGAAAAUUCUUCUGGAUUAUGGUGCUGGCAAUAGUGGAGUGAACUAUCAUGGCGUGGGGACUAGCAAUGCUGGUAUGUUACCUGAUGAGUGCAGUCGAAAGUUAGCCAAGAUUCGUUCGUAUCGAUGUUCCGAGUGUCCCAAAUCGUUUGCACUUUUGAAACAACGACGCGCUCAUAUGCUAUCGGAGCAUAACAUAGACGGUAAGGAAAAUGUGUUGGGACCCAUUACGGCUUCAGGUACGUCUGGUGUGUCGUCGACAAUCACUUCCGGGUCGGCAUUGGGUUUCUUUUCCGGACCUGGCGAAGGAUCAAGUACGGCAAUAUUGAAUAAGAAAAUCAAGAUAGAACCGCAACCGAUGCUGAUGAGCUAUAGCUCUUUGAAGCAGGAACUAGAACAGAAGCAAGAGGAAGGAAUUGCUGCUAGUGAACUACCAGGACCAAGUGGAAUGCUUGCCAGUAGCAGCAACGUUCCUGCCAGUGGGGAAGUUCGCCGGAAACGAACCUAUGUUUGUGGUACGUGCAAACAAGAGUUCGAUAGAUUUAAAUUGUUUAAUGCUCACCUGAUGACUCACCCUGCCGAGUGUUAUACCUGUGGCAGAAGCUUCAGGCAUUGGCCAAAUUUCGCUCUUCACAUAAAGCGGCAUUUGGGGAUAAAAGACCAUCAGUGCCGAUUGUGCGGAAAGAAAUUUGUGAUCAAACAAAAAUUGAUUGAACAUAUGCGAGUCCACACGGGAAAAGCGCCCAUCAAAUGUCCCGACUGCGAUCAACACUUCCGACGGUUUUCCAAUUUGGCUCAGCAUCGCAAUCGGCAUCAUCUUAAUAAGAUACCUUCGAAAAAAGAUUUUGUUUGCCACUGCGGGGAGGUAUUCCAGUCUAAGGCCAAAAUGGAGUGGCAUAAGGAAAUUCACGAAAAUAGGCCUAAAAGUUGUCCCUUCUGCCGGGAAAAGUUCAUCCACAAAAACAGCCUAACCAGACACAUUCGACUAUCUCACACCGAGAAAUACGUGAAGCUAGAAAUUGAAACCGAAACGUGUACGAUCUGCAAUCAACCGUACAUCAAGACGAGCAUGAAGCGACACAUGGAGACGCAUACCGAAGAGCGGAUGGCAUACUCAUGCACGAUUUGUAACAAGCUUUUCAGUACCAACUGGAACCUAAAGCAGCACAAAUGGACACACGCCAAUCCGACGCUGAAACCCUUCCAGUGUAAUAUGUGUUCAAGCGGGUUCGUCCGGGAGGCGGACUACAUAACUCACAUGAAUGCCCACAAAUCCAUCCGACCGUACACGUGCAACCACUGCGGGUGUCAGUUUAUCCGGAAGUACAACUGGAUCCGGCACACGCGGGAACACGAAACGGACAAAAACUACACGUGCGAGAUUUGUGGGCGUAAGUUCCACCGCAAGUACUAUCUGACGGAGCACAAGCGGAUUCACACCGGCGAGCGGCCGUUCUCCUGUAACAUCUGCGGUAAGACGUCCUCGACCAAGACGAAUCACAACAAACACAUCAAGAUCCAUCACGCGCGGGAUCCGCUGACGGCGGAAGGUUAGAAUGAUCGGUCCGGAUGUGUGAUGGAUGAGGAGUAAGAGAAGGAGAAGCUGUUUAAUUAAGGCUAAAGAAAAAUUUGACAUCGUUUUAUUUUUCAGUGAUCAGGUGUCAGUUCCUGGCGUAGAGUAGAGAUGAACUGUGAAAUGCCGUACUAGAAGAAAAGUUCCGCAAGUCUGGCUGCCCUGUUUGCGCUUUUUUUUUGGUGCGUACUGGAAGGGGGAAAGAGUUUACUUGUGCAGUAUAUCGCGUUGAACACAUUUUGCAGAAGAGUAAUUGGAACAAAUUACUAGCCACGAUCCAAGAUAUAAAAAUUGACUUUUUUGUUAUGUUAUUUUUUCAUACUGCAUAUUGUUGCAACACUAUUUCAAAAUAAGUUUAAAAUUUUUUUGAAUGGAUGCAAAAAUGUGAUAUUUUAGGAAAUUUAAUCGUGUUUCCUUAGAUAUCCGGCAAUAUUGUUUUCUAAUGAUGAGUGAGACAAUAUUGUUUUUCUAAAGUAAUUGACACCGCCAGUUGUAUUAUGGAUAUUUGCUAACCGCAAAUGAUAUUUUUUCUUCCAUCUUGAAAAAAACCAUCUUGUUAAAAUUUUAUUCAAAUUUCAAUGUUAAAAAAAUUACGUGAAGCAGUAUGUCAGCUGUUCAUAUAAUAAUCAAAAUUAUCCGAUUUUGUUCGAUUCAAAAAUACCAAAACUUGAAUAUUGCGAUUAUUGUCAAUUUGACGCUCAUCGAUGUGCUGUGGGAAUAAAUAUUAAGUUUGGAAAAAUGUA
Messenger RNA from Topomyia yanbarensis, 6754 nucleotides. RefSeq lists its product as uncharacterized. The coding region runs from base 426 to 5993 and encodes 1855 amino acids. The record is from RefSeq and is a predicted model, not a curated record. Lineage: Eukaryota; Metazoa; Arthropoda; Insecta; Diptera; Culicidae. The transcript has 5 exons.